UGUGUGAAUGUAAGUGUAGUGCAUCAUUCCUCUAAGGACCUCGCCAACUGGAAGUUACAGUUUUCACCAUCGGCGUACCUUAUCCCUUUUGGUCUGGUUCUUUUCCUCGAAGAGUAGAAACUUCUUUCAAGUUGCUUUUGUUGCAGGGUUAAGCAAAUGGCCAAUAGUGGCUUUGGUAAAAAAUCCACAAAAUGUUCCAACUGUUCAUCUACUUCUAAGAAAGGUGCAUUUAUUGUAUGUGCCUGUAAAACAAGGCUUUCUCCAAUUUCUGUGGUGGAAAUGUCCCAAGCAUCAAGCAUUGGCAGCUCAGAAUUUAUGGUUUCACCGGAGAGGAAAAAAGAAAACCAAACCAGCAUGGAUAGUUCCUCUGGGAAAGAUAUGCCCUCAAAAACCUCAAACGUGGAGAGAAAAACAUCUCAGCAACAGUGGAGUCGGGGCAACAUUACAGAAGGAAAGGUUCCUCACAUAAGGAUGGACAAUGGAGCUGCUAUUCAGGAAUUCUAUACCUUUGGAAAAAUAUUGGGACAAGGGAGUUUUGGAAUGGUCAUUGAAGCCACAGACAAGGAAACAGAAACUAAGUGGGCAAUUAAAAAAGUGAACAAAGACAAGGCUGGAAGCUCUGCUGUGAAGUUACUCGAACGGGAGGUGAACAUCCUAAAAAGUGUGAAACAUGAACACAUCAUACAUCUGGAACAAGUGUUUGAGACGCCUAAGAAAAUGUACCUGGUGAUGGAGCUUUGUGAGGAUGGAGAACUCAAAGAAAUUCUGGAUAGGAAAGGGCAUUUCUCUGAGAAUGAGACAAGAUGGAUUAUUCAAAGUCUCGCAUCAGCUAUAGCCUAUCUUCACAAUAAGGAUAUAGUACAUAGAGAUCUAAAACUGGAAAACAUAAUGGUUAAAAGCAGCUUUAUUGAUGAUAACAAUGAAAUGAACUUAAACAUAAAGGUGACUGAUUUUGGCUUAGCAGUGAAGAAGCAUGGAAGGAGUGAAGCCAUGCUGCAGACCACAUGUGGGACUCCUAUCUAUAUGGCCCCUGAAGUUAUCAAUGCCCACGACUAUAGUCAGCAGUGUGACAUUUGGAGCAUAGGUGUCAUAAUGUACCUCCUAUUAUGUGGAGAACCACCGUUUUUGGCAAGCUCAGAAGAGAAGCUUUUUGAGCUAAUAAGAAAGGGAGAACUACAUUUUGAAGAUCCAGUCUGGGAGUCCAUAAGUGAUUGUGCUAAAAGUGUUUUGAAACAGCUUAUGAAAGUAGAUCCUGCUCACAGAAUCACAGCUAAGGAACUACUAGAUAACCAGUGGAUAACAGGCAAUACGCUUUCUUCAGCAAGACCAACCAAUGUGUUAGAAAUGAUGAAGGAAUGGAAAAAUAACCCAGAAAGUGAUGAGGAAAAUACAACAGAUCAAAAGGACAACUGGUCCAUUCAAGAGAAGUUGAAAGAUUACCAACCCGGCAGCCCCAGUGGAAAUGUCCAGGAUAUCAGUAGCACCUCAGAUGAAGAGGAGGAGAAACAGUCCACGGCUUAUGUAAAGAAAUUCCCUGUGACCUGCAAGAAGGAAAAUGCAGACAACUUGGACACGAAGUGUGCAAGUUCCACAUCUAGCAGACACCUUCCAGGUGGCUUCAAGGCAGAGCCAGAGAAAUCCCCCAUGACUUCAAGCCAAGGGACAGCAACCAAAUACAUUGCCAAAUCCAAUGCCAUGCCUAGAACCAAAAAGAAACUCUAAGUGUCCUUCAGUGAUGCACGGUACAAACACAGAGCUGCUCCUGCUGGCGCUAAGAUGAGGCGAUGGGAGGGGAGAGGACAGGACCAGGAGGAGCCUUUAGCCACUUAGCCCUGCUGAGCCCUGCCCUGUGUUUGCACCAGCUGCACCGCGAAGGCAAGCCGGUCGCCGGCAGCCCGUGGUUCAGGCCAGCGGCCACCCGGCUCCAUGGCGGGCUGUGGCCGCAACCAACCCAAGGGGUUUUCGAGAGUUGUUUAGAGGAGUACAGGCCCUCAAAGCAAGGCGGUGGGCAUGCUUGCUCAGUUUUCCUUCAGAUUCUUAUAUUUAGGCACAAUGAUUUGUAGGAGAAAAUGAGAGCCGGAUAUGGCAGU
Messenger RNA from Neomonachus schauinslandi (Hawaiian monk seal), 2090 nucleotides. It is a transcript of the gene STK33, whose product is annotated as serine/threonine kinase 33. Gene Ontology annotation, molecular function: ATP binding; protein serine/threonine kinase activity. Gene Ontology annotation, biological process: protein phosphorylation; mitotic DNA damage checkpoint signaling. Gene Ontology annotation, cellular component: cytoplasm; nucleus. The coding region runs from base 157 to 1722 and encodes 521 amino acids. Lineage: Eukaryota; Metazoa; Chordata; Mammalia; Carnivora; Phocidae. The transcript has 12 exons. The record is from RefSeq and is a predicted model, not a curated record.